GCACACAGCCGAAUAUUUACCUAAAAACGGUAAAGUAUAGCUCGAAAGCGCGUGGGUGCUGGGUCUCGUGAAUGUAAAGUCUCAGUCUGUCACCAGGGCUGGGGAUGAAUACUCGAUUCAUAUUCAACUUACUAUCCUGCGCGCACUUUGCCACCCAGCGACCCCUUCCGGGAUGGCCUGUGCAUCGAUGCCCCUGAGCUGAUUCCCGUACCAUCCUCCAAGCCGUACCAUCCUCCAAGCCCUGUGCCCCUGCCCUCUCCCUCAGAUGCCGCAGCGGACGCGAGGCGGCACGUGCGAGAGGCGGAUGGCCAUCUCGUCCUCGGGGCUGUCCUCGUCCGGCAGCAGGCGCGGCUCCGUGGCAUCAAGUGGAAGGUGAUGCCUCUCUACGAGGUUUCCGCGGAUGUACCUAGCCGCGGAUGGUAUCCUUGAGAUCGACUGGCUUGCCCUGCUCAGGGGCGCACUUGGUGGCCUGCUUGUGCUGGCUGGUGCGCAAGGCACGUAUUGCCAGGACAAGGACUCCAAGGCAAACAGCCAGGACGAAGAAAUGUUCGCGUGAAGCAGUGUCGCCGCUAGUGCCGCCGCCGAGCAAGUGAACUGGCGUGAGGGGCUGCGGCGAUGAGAGAGCUGGCGCGGGUGGCUGCGACGGUGAGAUUGUGGUUACCGGCGACGGGGGUGGCGAAGGUGGUGGCGGCGACAGAGGCGGUGCCGGCGGGCCAGGUGGGAGGCCUGGCGGCGGAGACGGCGACGGCGGCGCCGAAACGACCACUUUGACUUUCUGGCCAUUUCUGCAGUGGGUACCCCAGUAGUUCGGAGACCAGGUCGACGACCUGCGGUCGCCGCUGCAGGUGAAGUAGACGGUACCGGCGUCGGCAUCAGCUUGCGUCACAUUGUGUCGGUACACGGUGUCGGUUGGCCCGGCGAGCGUGACUGAGCCCGUGGGGUCGCACGCAUCGUAUGCGGUCUCGCUCGCGCCGACGAGUACACGAAGACGAGCACGUCGCCCGGGGCAGCGUGAUGCGUGGAGUAGGUGGUGCCGAAGUUGCUCCACCACACGGCAUCGCCACCGGUCCAGAGGCGGGCGGUGAUACCGAUCUCCCCCGGCUGGAGCGCGGUGGGUGGCGAUGGCGACGGAGGCGAUGGAAGCACCGACAUGUGCUGCAAGGUUGUCGGUGGGAUCGCACCGACUAGCAGCGAGAGUGCCAGAGCGCCAGAGAGAAGACAACGCCGCGGCCGGAAGACG
This is a messenger RNA of Emiliania huxleyi CCMP1516, 1240 nucleotides long. RefSeq lists its product as hypothetical. NCBI's taxonomy places the organism in Eukaryota, Haptophyta, Isochrysidales, Noelaerhabdaceae. The record is from RefSeq and is a predicted model, not a curated record. The transcript has a single exon. Bases 955 to 1188 code for a protein of 77 amino acids.